Monascus purpureus is the source of this 3410-nucleotide messenger RNA. The record is from the annotation of a GenBank genome assembly. Lineage: Eukaryota; Fungi; Ascomycota; Eurotiomycetes; Eurotiales; Aspergillaceae.
GUAGCAGCUGUCCUCGCCGCGGAUCAAAGACUCGCAACCCUACUGUCAAACUGAAUACGCGUUACCAUCCAUUUGCGACAUGAUUUACGCGAUAUCGUGCUACGUUUGAGCCGCCUCCUGAUCUCGCAGGACGACUUCACAUCAACCCGGUUCGUCUCCGCUUCACCGAGACAAUUCACUUUCCCUGGCAGCUCCCGACCUGGCUCACUGCAAAUUCCCUGACAACCAUGUCGAUUUUGUUUGUUUAUUACUGCAGGAGGAACAUAUGACUCGUAUUCACUUUUGAUACCCCCCGGAGCCUCAGUCGCCAAGUUCCGAUUGCACAGCUUUGCCUCGAGAUUAUCCAUAACCCUCCUUGUGGACAACGGCCCACCUAACACAAUUAUCAAUACGCUGGACUCAAGACAGAAGAUCGGGCAAGGACGUUAAAUAUGGCUGGCAAAACCUCUCUCUCUCAUCUUCUUUCUCCUGCUGAUGUCUCUGAUGAACUCCAGUCGAGAAGCCGCCGUCACUCUCCUAGAAUAUCUCAUAGAGGAUCCCCUGACUCCGAGCUUAACUCUGCAAACACCUCUCGCUCCCCUUAUUCUUUCCCUUCUACACCCUUGAUCACCUCGUUCGAAGAUACUUUUCCUACCGACAAGCGUCGAAAGACUCUAUCCAACACACCAAAGUCCUUGCCGGCUAAGGACAGUGAAACCCCCCCCCAAUUACUCCAUCCAACACGAAACCCCGAUGGAGAAACGGUCGAAAUGAAUGGUUCCUACGGAAGCAUGUCUAGCACUAACGGGGCACUUGCUGGCAACAAGAGCAUCACCACUACGCCAUACGACGCAGGAACUGAGGCUGAUAGCUUGAGUAAAAGCGCUGCCAGGACCGCUGACUUUCAGCAGUCGUAUCUUGCUCUGAAUUACCCCGUUGUUCCUGGUCCGCAGGACGGACAGACCAGGGCUCUUCUCCCUAAGGGAAGCCCUAGAAGUACUAUUUCCAAGAGCGGCCAUCGAGCCAGGAGAUCUUUAUCCGCGAAAGUCAGAGACUUUACGAGACGACUCGGCCGUCACAAUCGUAAUACAGUAGGAGUCAAUCAGGACGCUGAAAUCCCGCGUGCCUCGUCGCAGCCGGCUCCAAACCUGACUUCCAGCCUUGAUAAUGGCAGGCCUAGAAGUGCCCACAGUGCUGGAAUGCACAGCCCCAUCACUAAAACCCAAACCGGGGAUAUUGCGUCGACUCCUAUUAUGGACGGGAAGUCGCCUGAAAUUUCCCAGCACCCGAAAGGCGACCACGUCAUCGAUAAUAAUGCCCAGGAGAGCAAUGCGGAAGUAUCCGAUGAUCUUUCUUCAUUUGAUUUCGAUGGAGACCUGCAUCAUGACUGCUUUGGUCUUGAUGGCCAGGUAGAUCUCCCUCCUUCGGCUGCAAGUGCCUCGACUGCCAUGUCUACUGGUCUCAGAACCUCCGGCCGUACUAGGAAACCCACUAUUAGGGCUCUUGAGUCUAUUGAAUCCCAGCAACGGCUGCGCAGGGCCAAGACAGCCGCGAAGAAAGUGGAGCCCUCGGAUGUCCGAGAGCCCAAGGACAAGGUCACUCCCUCCCAAGGAGAACAUGCCAUUCCCCCGGCACCUGAAUUUGAGCAAAACAAACUGGACCUUCAGCAGAUAUCUAAACAACUGUUUGACGCUGCGGUUGCCGUUCUCUCAUCAAACCUCGAUGAUCCUCUGGACGUAGAUUCUGUCCUGGACGAGCUCCGGAAAGAGUACGACGAGGCACAGAAGCAAGCUGCGGACGUGUCUGUGUCCAAUGGUACUAGGCUGGGGGGUAGUAAACCGGGCGAAAGUCAUACUAACACUUUCGGUGAAGAAGUUGUGGUGGUGCCAAAGAAUUUCGAGUGGUAUCGACCAAAAAAUACUUACGGGGAUGACCAGCUCCCCAUCCCGCCAAUUCGAGUCAAAUCCGAGGAGCAGGUCAAGAAAGAUCGGAUCUUUGGAUAUCCACCCCCGGUUGGGGAACGCAACAUUCCUCGAGGUUCGCAGGCGCUAUUUGUUGUAGAAGAUGUUGAAAUCGAAAAAGCGAAGGUUAGGGCUCGUGAAGAGGCUCGAAAGAGAGACAUAGUCGUGCACUCAUCGAUGUCAUUGGAUGAGCUACGCGGCCUUAUCAGAGAACAUGAUCGGAAAAGUUCUUCAAACACCAGAUCGAGCACGCCUGAACAGGCCGCGCCAGUCCCGUCUGACAGUGAAUCGGGAAGACUUCGUAAGAGACGUCGCGACAAGGUUCCAAGCAGUGAACCGCAACCGAGAAGACGACGUCAAAUUCAUAUUACUCGAAACGCUACAGAUAAUACUUUCACCGCUGCUAGCAGCCCUGCUGCUAGUCCUGCCACUCCAAAGGGCAACUCAAGGGAGUCGCCUAUCCCGAUGCCUGCUGGCCUAAGGAAGAAUGGGAAGAACUCGCCUACUAAGGGGAAGAAACGUACGCUUACAGAUUCUGAAACUCAGGAGGAGCAAAAGCCAUUGAAGAAACUUAAGCUCAUCAUAACGCGGCCGGGGAUGAGAAGGGAAGUCACUUCUACGACGAAUGCGAGUGAUCUAAAUAGCCAGACUUUGACUGUUACCACUACUGCAGUCCACAAUAUCACACCAGACGCCCAGCUCGCUAGUAGUGCUGAGCCAAAUGGAACAACCCAAUUUACCAUUCACAACGGCGAGAACACCAGCGGACGCCCUAGGCGCCGCGCUGCCGCCGCUGCUUCGGCCGCAAACACCCAGACCAGUGGCAGAAACCGCAGGACUAAUAAUACGCACAAGAGAAAGGCAACGGAGACGACUCAAACCCAAAAUCAUAUUGAGGGCGAAGGCGAUGGCGGUUCGGGUUCUCAGAUACCUGAAUAGGACGCUUGUUGAGUUCUUGUUGACUAUUCACCGGCACGGUCAUCGAUUCGAUGAAUUUACCACCUACCAUUUGCAAAAGCAUGGAAUUGAUCCGAGAAGAAGGCAAGGUGAACUAGAAAGUUCUACUUAUCAUUGUUUACUAUGGAGAUGGGUUCGUAUCCUUGUACAACUCACCAUCGGAAAAACAAAGCAUGAAGUCAGUCAUGGGGUUAGGCGCACGUUAAGGUGUUGGGGCCCAGAUUUUAAUUUCGUUACUUCAGGCGUCAUGGAUUCGACUGGACCUGAGCUGAGAAAGAGAACAUCGCAUAGCGGGAAAUGAUUCAAAUUGUCGGGGCCGGUUGUUUUUUUUCUUUUGCUUUUUCUGUUGCGGGUUUCCUCCCUUCUUUGUCCCCGGCCAUCCUCCUUAGAGGAUGUGAUAUGAUAUGAUAUGGAUAUAUCAUCAAAUGACCUGUACUUGCAACAAUGCGGUAUUUAAAUACCAUGCCUGGACUAGUUAAAUAGGAAUAUGUAAUGGAGCACUGGGAUUAGGCA